Molecule: messenger RNA, 4995 nt
Organism: Cyprinus carpio (common carp)
Lineage: Eukaryota; Metazoa; Chordata; Actinopteri; Cypriniformes; Cyprinidae
Gene: rbpja
Product: recombination signal binding protein for immunoglobulin kappa J region a
Biological process (GO): Notch signaling pathway; regulation of transcription by RNA polymerase II
Cellular component (GO): MAML1-RBP-Jkappa- ICN1 complex; nucleus
Molecular function (GO): RNA polymerase II cis-regulatory region sequence-specific DNA binding; DNA-binding transcription activator activity, RNA polymerase II-specific
Source: RefSeq, a predicted model, not a curated record
CGAAAUUAUCAACGGACGGGGCAUGGAAAAGUCACAGCUAAAAUAAGUUUUGUCUGUUUUGUCAAGAUAAUUUGCUUUGGUUUAUUUCUUUACACCCACGGCCGCGUGUCUCUGCGCUGCUGGCCCAUUUCGGCGCACUUUUGCGUGGUUUUCGAGGAAAUUUGGGGAGCUCCCUCAGCCAAAGCGUUUAACAAGGGAGGCAAUGCGCAACUACUUGAAGGAGAGAGGAGAUCAGACAGUACUCAUACUGCAUGCAAAAGUCGCACAGAAAUCGUAUGGCAAUGAAAAAAGAUUCUUCUGUCCUCCACCAUGUGUUUACCUGAUGGGUUGUGGCUGGAAGAAAAAGAAGGAGCAGAUGGAAAGGGAGGGCUGCUCGGAGCAGGACUCUCAGCCUUGUGCCUUUAUCGGCAUUGGAAACAGUGAACAAGAAAUGCAGCAGCUCAACUUGGAGGGCAAGAACUUUUGCACAGCAAAAACGUUAUACAUUUCUGACUCGGACAAACGGAAGCACUUCAUGCUGUCAGUGAAAAUGUUCUAUGGGAAUAGUGCGGAUAUCGGUGUCUUCCUCAGCAAACGAAUCAAGGUCAUCUCCAAACCUUCCAAAAAGAAACAGUCGCUGAAGAAUGCAGACCUGUGCAUAGCUUCUGGGACGAAGGUGGCUCUUUUUAACCGCUUGCGGUCCCAGACUGUCAGUACGCGGUACCUUCAUGUGGAAGGGGGAAACUUCCAUGCUAGUUCACAACAGUGGGGAGCCUUCUUUAUUCAUCUAUUGGAUGAUGAUGAGUCGGAGGGUGAAGAGUUUACAGUCAGAGAUGGUUAUAUCCAUUACGGUCAGACGGUGAAGCUGGUGUGCUCUGUGACAGGCAUGGCUCUACCCCGACUGGUCAUUCGUAAAGUGGACAAGCAGACUGCGCUAAUGGAUGCCGAUGACCCUGUGUCCCAACUACAUAAAUGUGCCUUCUACCUUAAAGAUACAGAGAGGAUGUAUCUCUGCCUGUCACAAGAGAGGAUAAUUCAGUUCCAGGCCACACCCUGUCCCAAAGAAACGAACAAAGAAAUGGUCAACGAUGGGGCGUCAUGGACAAUCAUCAGCACAGACAAAGCAGAGUACACUUUCUAUGAGGGGAUGGGCCCUGUACCCUCACCUGUCACACCCGUGCCUGUUGUUGAAAGUUUACAGCUGAAUGGAGGAGGAGAUGUUGCCAUGCUGGAACUGACAGGACAGAACUUCACGCCUAACCUAAGAGUCUGGUUUGGAGAUGUAGAGGCAGACACAAUGUACAGGUGUGGCGAAAGUGUGCUCUGUGUGGUUCCCGACAUCUCUGCGUUCCGUGAGGGGUGGCGUUGGGUUCGGCAGCCAGUGCAGGUUCCUGUGACUUUGGUCCGUAAUGAUGGCAUCAUCUACUCCACAGCUUUGACUUUUACCUACACGCCAGAGCCGGGACCACGUCCUCACUGCGGCGCCGCAGGAGCCAUACUGCGGGCCAACAGCAACUCCUCCACCUCACCAUCUUCUUCCUCCUCAUCCUCCAGCCUACUGCUUCAGUCAGCCGUCGACAGCCAGGCAGGAUACGCAGCAACAGGGAGCGUGUCUUCAUCUUCCUCUUCCUCAGCUAUGUCUGUCUCCUAACCUGGGAAUCUCAGUGUGUGUUUGCCUGUGUGAGUAUGUGAGCCUUUGUGAGAGAUAGUGAAUUGUCCACUUGUAGACUCUCCUGCAUAGAUUCAUGGGAUACGGAUCACAAAAAUGGAUAAUGGUGCCUCAGAGAGAGAAGAAAAGAGAGACAAGACUUCACACAAAGACUGGACAGAACAAAUGAAGAUGUCUCUUUUCUACUCUCUCUGUUUCUCUUUGUUGCGGUUCUUUUUCAGUCUGUUUCCUCACGUCAGGGGAAGUGACAAAAGAAGUGAUGUGUGCCAUGGAUCAAGAUGCCACAGGAUCACUGCAUUAGCCUUACAUAAAAACAAUCAAAAAACAACAACAAAAAACACUUUCUUUUCAAAACAAAGCCUUUUCUUAGUAAGUGCAAGCUGGAAGUGGCUUUGAGUGAUGUUGUUUUCUACUAAAGGGCUGAAUGCACUGUUUCGCCAGGCUUGGAAGAAAAGUUAUCAUAGUAAUAUAGUUUUUACGGACCAAGGAAUAUUAUUAUUAUUAUUAUUAUUUUUAUUGAUAUAUAAUUUUAUAAGCUUUAGCUAAGGUACAUUUUUCACCUUUUUCAGUUUUAUAACAUAUAGUAAACUUUUGUUACCAAAUAGUUUUGUAUAUUUCUUGUGAGCGUUUGGGCUCAGAAGGAAAAGGUUCAUGCAUUUUAAAAGCCUGAACUUAUAGCUGCCUUUACUCGCCUUGGCAAAUGCCUUAAGUCAUCUGGAGUUUCACCAGACCCUUUCUGUUUUGUAAUAAUAUUUUAUGUCAUGUAUAUUGGUCUUUUUCCCAUGCUGUUUUUUUUUUUUUUUCGCCACUAAACCGAAAUGUAAUAUUGAUGCCAUUUUUGUGUAUUUGGGAGAAGGUGGCUCUUUUUUUUUUUUCUCUCCAUAUGAAGUCUUUAACACAAAAGCUUUAACUGACUUUAAAGUCAUAUCAUACUCAUCACAUAAGCGUAGCCAUUGAUCUGGCCCUUUUUCAUUGGCUAUAGAUGUUCAAGCUGCCAACACAAUGGUAACCUAUAAAAAUCCCACUCCUAAUGGCUUCCAUUUAGUUUAACAUAAACGCACAAAAAUCCUUUUAAUGGGUCAGCAAUUUCUAAUUAAUUGGUCGACUCAAAUCCUGUGGUAGGGAAGGACUGUACAGGUCUCAUUUGCAUAUCAUUCACGAUUUCAGUGUCAUGAUUACUUUUAGUAAUCAAACUAAACUAAAAUUACUGUUAGUAAUCAAACUAAAAUCAGCAUGUAGAAAAACUGCUGCUUUGUUGUCAUGUGAUUAAACCAUAUAGAGAAGGAAUUGUGGGGAUUCUGUAAGUACAGUCAUGUUACAAGUAGCUUGAAUGAAUUAAAGUUUGGAUUCUCAGUGAUUCUAGAUAGGGAUGUCCAAAAUGACUUCUUUUCAGAAUCAACCAAUUUAGGGCUAGAUUUACAAACUCUCUUUUGGUGUUAAAAAACUACUGUCAGGAUUUAUAUAUAUUAAAAGGACACGGUUAUUUUAUGCAUUUGUAGGCAUUUCCCUUUAAGACACAAAAUUCAUGGCAAGAGAGUAUUUUAGGUUUGUGGUAGUCAGUUAACCAAUAUUUAACACCCAAAAAAGCCUGUCUUGACCUGUUUUGCACUUGAUAGUUUGCUUGUGGUAGAUUGCGUCAGUCUUUGGAAAUUAUGUUAAUUUCCACAUUGUCAGUAGAUUACCCACAAAACUUUCCACUCCUGUCAGCGCUUUUAUGGUAUUGUGGUCUCGCGCUAAUUUACCCUAGUAAAUCAGGCCCUUAACAGGUUGCCUGACACGCUCGUCGACUAAUCAGUUUUAUAGUUAGUUAACAGUUUUUAACUAAACAUGGCAUCACUUGUACUGGGAUACUCAAAUGGAUGUAUGAAUAUGUAUGGUUGUACUUAAAAUCUAGAUAAUCUAGUCAACCUCACUAACUGACUAGUUUGUUUUUGGACCCAUCCCUACAUGUAGUCAACUAGAUUAUCAGUGUCAAGAUGAAUGGAAAGAAUCGAAAAAAGCACUUGUUAUCACACAUGCUGCGUGAAGAUGUUUGGUUUGUAGAUUACAGGAAAUGGAAUCUUAUCCUGCCUUUCAUAUAUUUUGACUGCAGAAGUGGCAUCACUGCUACAUAAAAAUGUGCCCUUUUAAAUAGAUUUAAUUUUUUUUUUUAAAUGUUUAGUACCAAAUUUUCACUUCUGUAACAGCUGUAGUCUAAGGCAGACUAAAAAUGAGGCCUUAAACCACUACUGCUUAAUAACAGGAUCUGUUGGUAAUAUAUUACACUACAAAUGAUGUCCUUUUGUGAAAAGGGCAUGAUUGUUUGUUUAUACCUUUUUUCAAACUGUCAUCUCAAUUCUGCUCUUUCUGUACAUCUUGGUUUCUUUUGUUGUACUUUUUCCGCCCCACACAACUCUGUAUGCAUCGUCUGAUCAGAGAGAAAGAGACACUUGUGAAAUAGCAUGCUCUGGAUUUCGCUUUUAUUCAGUAUGGACUGCAUUUUGUUACAGUUUGGGAUUAUAUAGGAACGACAGAAGUAGUUCCUCAGUGGUUUUGGUUCUUUUAAUUUAUCCCUUCCUACCAUGGCUAAUAUUAAUAUCUUAAGAGUCUAAAUGUUACAUUGAUUAUUUUAUAUAACAUUGUAUUACAUUUGAUAGUUAUGUUAAUAUUUCUAAAUAUUUCUUCCAUGAUUGAGGGAAAGUUGCUAUGAAACUUGUUUUGUAUAUCAUUAUUUUUCAGUUGUCAGGCCAUGUUUGGUCUGCAUUAGAAACUGUUGCUUUGGAAGAAAUAAAAGCCAAAGCCCAGUAAUUCUUGCAAAGCCAUUAACUAGUAUCUACUGUGAGCAAUUCCUCAAUCAGGGAAGAAUAUUAAAGCAUACCUUGUGCAAGUGCCGAAAUGGAAACUGCCAAAUCUAAAGGUCAAAUUGUGAAGGUCACACCUAACUUAUCCACUUUUGUUUUCAGUGUUAUUUUCCUCUUGUAUCCAGUUGUCUUCCAGACUAACCAUGUUGAGUUUUAUCAUUUCUAUCUAUCACAUAAGUUAGUUAGUUUGCCUGUCACCUGUGCCACUGUGCUUACAUUGAACAGAAACUAGCAUGUUAGAUCACUGUUAUCUUUGUCGGUUUUGUCUGUAGGAGAAAGAAAAAAAAAAAAGGUGAGAAUUGGUGUCUGUUUUCUCAGCCGUUUCAAUGGAUUGUUUUACAUUUUGGAAGUUACCAGCCUUUGCCAAAUGGCUACCAGCUGUUCUGGUUUUGAGUGCAUGCUCUCUAGCAGAUUUGAACUGUAUUGUUGCUGUCUAACUCCUAAAGGGCCAGUGUAUCUGUUGCGUUUGGAAUGGAUCACUAAACACUGUAAUAGAUUCAAAAAGUG